This is a messenger RNA of Pseudomassariella vexata, 1320 nucleotides long. RefSeq names its product Arabinanase/levansucrase/invertase. The record is from RefSeq and is a predicted model, not a curated record. The transcript has 10 exons. The coding region runs from base 1 to 1320 and encodes 439 amino acids. Gene Ontology annotation, molecular function: hydrolase activity, hydrolyzing O-glycosyl compounds. Gene Ontology annotation, biological process: carbohydrate metabolic process. NCBI's taxonomy places the organism in Eukaryota, Fungi, Ascomycota, Sordariomycetes, Amphisphaeriales, Pseudomassariaceae.
AUGUUGGCCCUCGUUGCCUUGUGUCUCAGUCUCGCCUCUAGCGCCCUGGGUGCGUCCUGGAUCGCACCAGGCGCCGUCUGGCAGGACACUGACGGCAACAAAAUCGAUGCUCAUGGUGGUGGCGUCGUGAAGCGUGGAGAUACCUUUUACUGGGUCGGUCAAGCAGCCAGCAACCAAAGCCCGCAAAUGUAUUCCUCCACCGACCUCCUCAACUGGAAGAAUCUCGGGAGCCAAGCCAGUUCUGUGACAGGGAUGUGGAGGCCCAAGAUUGCGAAGCCGAAUGGAUCAUUCUGGCUCUACGGUCAACAGGAUCGCUAUGUUCUCUCUCUCAAAUCGGCACAAUUCCUGGGAGGAUAUAGCCAGUCGGCAAAGGUCCACCUACCACCAAACGAUUAUUCCUAUUCCGACACCGGCAUGUUCUAUGAUGAGAGUUCAGGCAAGAAGACUUGGUACCUCCUCACAAGUGCCGACCACAACGUCGUCCAAAUCAACCGCCUCAACGCCGAUGGCGCAGUCGGCGAUCAAGUAUCAAACCUCAUCGCCGGUGCAUACGAAGCCCCCGGCAUCGUCAAGGCGGAUAACGUCUACUUCCUCAUCGUCUCGGGCAAGACCGGCUGGCGCUCCAACCCCAACAAAGUAUUUUCAUCCAGCUCCAUAAAUGGUCCCUGGACUGGAGGCUCGGAUAUUGCGCCCGCGGCCGAAAAUACGUACGGGUCACAGAACACCUUCGAGUUGACGAUCAAGGGGUCCCAAGCCACGACUUACAUAUAUAUGGGUGAUGCGUGGGAUUCUACGGGCGGCGCAAGCUCGAACUACGUGUGGUUGCCGAUGAAUAUCAAUACUGGGGCCAAGACUAUUCAGCUGCAGUACCACGCGAUGUGGAAGGUUGAUGUCAACACCGGAGUCGUGAGCUAUCCUGCUACGAAGAAGCGAUAUGAAGCAGAGGAUGCAGAUUUGUCUGGCAGGUCAGUCGUCAAGGGCUGCGAUCACUGCCUGAGCAAACGCUCCGUCCACCAAGGCUAUUCCAGCGAAGUUACCUUCCGCAACGUAACUGGCACCGGUUCUAAGCAGUGGCUCUCAUUCCACUACCGUGUAUCGAACCCCGAAGCUGGCGAGGCCCACAUCCUCGUUAACGAUGAGCCAGCCAUCAACAUCUCCAGCCUGAAUUCGCGCGCGGGAUACCACAACUCCAUUCCCGUGCAGUUGACUCUCAAGCCGGGCGACGUGAACACGAUUACAUUUGGAUCAACUGGCAAAGAAGACUUUGAAGUGUCCGUGGAUGGCAUCGAGCUCUUCGAGCAAGAUGACGAGGAGCUAUAA